GCUUGCCAUUCUUGGUGUCCUUCUCCUAAGGCUUCUUCCUGUGUAAGCGUAGGGAUCUUGCGUUAUAUAAGACGCCGGGGACAACCUCCGGGUCCUUUCUCGGGUAUUCGUCCGAACGUCCGUUGGCUGUUUUCUUGUAAGAUGACAAAAAAAAGAAGGAACAAUGGUCGUGCCAAAAAGGGCCGCGGCCACGUGCAGCCUAUUCGCUGCACGAACUGCGCCCGCUGCGUGCCCAAGGAUAAGGCCAUCAAGAAAUUCGUCAUUCGAAACAUAGUGGAGGCUGCAGCCGUCAGGGACAUUUCCGAAGCAAGCGUCUUCGACGCCUAUGUGCUUCCUAAGCUGUAUGUGAAACUACAUUACUGCGUGAGUUGUGCCAUUCACAGCAAGGUAGUCAGAAACCGAUCUCGUGAGGCCCGGAAGGACAGGACACCCCCUCCCCGAUUUAGACCUGCAGGUGCUGCCCCACGACCUCCACCAAAACCCAUGUAAGGAGCUGCGUUCAUAAGGCUGAAGAUAAACUAGUCUCUGGAAAAAAAAUAAAAUGGAAAUUCAACUUUA
This is a messenger RNA of Choloepus didactylus (southern two-toed sloth), 558 nucleotides long. RefSeq names its product ribosomal protein S26 (gene RPS26). Gene Ontology annotation, molecular function: mRNA binding; structural constituent of ribosome. The record is from RefSeq and is a predicted model, not a curated record. Gene Ontology annotation, biological process: translation. Gene Ontology annotation, cellular component: cytosolic small ribosomal subunit; ribosome. NCBI's taxonomy places the organism in Eukaryota, Metazoa, Chordata, Mammalia, Pilosa, Megalonychidae. The coding region runs from base 142 to 489 and encodes 115 amino acids. The transcript is spliced from 4 exons.